UCGCCUGGUUCGCCCGUCACUUCUGUUGACUUUUUAACACAAGAAAAAGUUCGUGGUAUGAAGGUGUUUAUCUCUAAGUAUUAAAAAAAAAUUAAUUUGCUGUAUGAGGGGGGCAGAAAAUUUAGAUUAAUGGAGAAGCUCAAGAGCUUAGAGAAGAUUAUAUCACGUUAACAAAUUCGAUUAAGUUAUUUUAAUAUAUAUUUGUCAACAAUAUAACCUCCUAUUGGUAGAUAAAUUUAAUUUGAGGGAAGACUGGAGUAAGUUUACUGUAAUGCUUGGAAUGUUACGCAAAACAGGAAAGAUGAUAUGAAAUUUGAACUUUCUCGGAUCGUUAAUACGCUAAAUAACGCAGAUAUCGACGGCGUUCCUGUAGAGAGGAAAAGAACUAAUUUAAGUUGCUAGCCUCUAACUGUCCUCUGUUCGUACAACUGAACUUUUAUCCGUUCAAUUGUCAUAUUUGUUGGCAAAAUGGAUAUUCUAAAAGCAGAAAUAAUGAAGAAACGGAGAGAGCUAGAGGAAAGUCAUGUCUUGGAAAGUAAUAAGAAGUACUUUAAGAGGAGUCAAUUGAUAUCAAAGCAGCAGGAAGUACAUGAAACUGACAAAGGGAAUAAUGAGGCUGUCCCUUCAAAUGUGAAUCAGCAAUCGGAAGAACACAAAGCGGACAGUAGCUCCGAACAUUUGUUAUCCAGGCAAGAAGUAAUUAGGCGAUUGCGCGAGCGGACAGAGCCCGUGUUGUUAUUCGGCGAAUCCGAAAUAGAGGCAUUCAAGAGAUUAAGGAAGUGCGAAAUCCUUGAGCCAGAAGUGAAUAAGGGAUUCAGAAACGAUUUCCAAGAAGCCAUGGAGCAAGUGGAUCAAGCGUAUCUCAAUGAGAUCUUGACAUCUUCCAAGUCCCAAAAUCUUGACGGAAAGGGCGAUGUGAAUGUACCUGACGAGGGUGUCACUUAUGAAGACAUAGAAAAGAUGUCGACUAAACUGAAUAAGGGAGACAAGGACUUUGAUAUGAACGUUAUUACACUGUUUGUGCAAUAUCUAGUCCAGAUCUGGGGUAAUCAAUUAAACAGCCGAUCGACCGCCGAAAAGAUGAGCACUAAGGGAAAGAUGAAUAGCGCUACGUAUGCUCAAACAAGAGAGUAUUUAAAACCACUUCUAAGAAAAUUGAAGAAUAAGUCUCUUCCGGAGGAUAUAACGGACAGUUUAACAGAAAUUGUUAAGCACUUGCUGGAGCGUAACUACAUAUUGGCUAGCGAUGCCUAUUUGCAAAUGGCAAUAGGCAACUCACCGUGGCCUAUUGGUGUUACUAUGGUUGGUAUCCAUGCCCGUACUGGCAGAGAAAAGAUUUUCUCUAAGAAUGUUGCUCAUGUCAUGAACGAUGAAACUCAGAGGAAGUACAUUCAAGCACUCAAAAGAUUGAUGACUAAAUGUCAAGAAUAUUACCCUACUGACCCAUCGCGUUGUGUAGAGUACUCAAAAAAUUAGAUUUCUAUGAUAAAAUAUACGAAGCAAAGCACUGUUAAUUUGUAUGUAGAUAUAAACAUCGUAUUGUCAUUAUUAAAGAUUCUCAACUGAUUAUUAUAAA
Molecule: messenger RNA, 1576 nt
Organism: Vollenhovia emeryi
Lineage: Eukaryota; Metazoa; Arthropoda; Insecta; Hymenoptera; Formicidae
Gene: Prp18
Product: pre-mRNA-splicing factor 18
Exons: 4
Coding region: 469-1476 (335 amino acids)
Biological process (GO): RNA splicing; generation of catalytic spliceosome for second transesterification step
Cellular component (GO): U5 snRNP; U2-type post-spliceosomal complex; U4/U6 x U5 tri-snRNP complex
Source: RefSeq, a predicted model, not a curated record